CUUACAGCUUUUAUCUACUGAGCGAGCAGCAGCGGCCAUCACUUCAGAAGAACCUACAGCAGCUACAGGAUGUUGGUGUUCGCUGUCGUGUGUUUAGUGGUGGCAGGCAGCGAUGUCACGAUGUCUAGAACUAUUCACUCAAGAGCCGCGUCCCCCUUUAUACCACCUAUUGAUAUAUCAGGCCUUGGAUUACCACCUAUCAAUAUAUCAGGCCUUGGAAUACCACCUGUCGAUGUAUCAGGCCUUGGAUUACCAUUUAUCAAUGUAUCAGGUCUUGGAUUACCACCUGUCAAUAUAACAGGCCUACGAUUAAAACCUAUCGAUGUAUCUGGCCUUGGAUUACCACCUGUCAAUGUAUCAGGUCUUGGAUUAUCACCUAUCAGUGUAUUAGGCCUUGGGUUACGGUCCGUCAAUAUAUCACACUUACGAUUACCACCUGUCAAUAUAUCAGGCCUUGGAUUACGACCUGUCAGUGUAAAAGACCUUGGAUUACCACCUGUCAAUGUAUUUGGCCUUGGAUUACCACCUGUCAAUAUAUCAGGCCUUGGAUUACCACCUAUCAAUGUAUCAAGCCUUGGAUUACCACCUGUCGACGUAUCAGGCCUUGGAUUACCAUCUAUUAAUGUAUCAGGCCUUGGAUUACCACCUGUCACUGUAUUAGGCCUUGGAUUACCAGCUAUCAGUGUAUUGGGCCUUGGAUUACCACCUGUCGAUGUAUCAGGCCUUAGAUUACCAUCUAUCGAUGUAGCCGGCCUUGGAUUACCAGCUAUCAAUGUAUCAAACCUUGGAUUACCAUCUAUCGAUGUAGCAGGCCUUGGAUUACCAGCUAUCAAUGUAUCAGGCCUUGGAUUACCACCUGUCGAUGUAGCAGGCCUUGGAUUACCAUCUAUCGAUCUAUCACGCCUUGGAUUGCCUCCUGUCAAUGUUUCUAUGUUUGUAUUAUAA
Homarus americanus (American lobster) is the source of this 945-nucleotide messenger RNA. RefSeq lists its product as uncharacterized. The transcript has 3 exons. The record is from RefSeq and is a predicted model, not a curated record. NCBI's taxonomy places the organism in Eukaryota, Metazoa, Arthropoda, Malacostraca, Decapoda, Nephropidae. Bases 70 to 945 code for a protein of 291 amino acids.